AAUGUGUCACAUUGUUUGGGCUGAAAUAGAAUAUUAUUUUACAAUGAGACAUAGACGCAGCGUUUGUUGAACCACGCCCACUCUAAAGCCCACAAACAUAAUGGGAAACCCGACAUUUGAGCAAUCACUAUAGCACUGAAAAAGUUGACAGCCUCAAACUUCAUAUGUUUGGCAGCUCCGAAACCAUUUCAGUUCAGUGUUAUACAGAACGUUGUUCAGUCUACAUCUAUUUUAAUUGUGAUUUUUUCGGUGUUAUACAGAACGUUGUUCAGUCUACAUCAAUUUUAAUUGUGAUUUUUUCGGUAAAGUUCGUUGUGAUAAAAAUGGAAAACCCAAACGAGUUUACUGAGAAACAGCCACCUACCCAGGAGCAACCUACCCAGGAGCAACCUAGCAAGGAGCAACCUACCAAGGAGCAACCUACCCACCUGCCGGGUGUGAAAGAGGUGGCCCAAAAGUUUCUCGCCGAUUUGGACGAGAAACAGCCACCCAACCAAGACCAACCUACCCAGGAGCAACCUGCCAAGGAGCAACCUACCAAGGAGCAACCUACCAAGGAGCAACCUACCCACCUGCCGCGUGUGAACGAGGUGGCCCAAGAGUUUCUCGCCGAUUUGGACGAGAAACAGCCACCCAACCAAGACCAACCUACCCAGGAGCAACCUAGCAAGGAGCAACCUACCAAGGAGCAACCUACCCACCUGCCGGGUGUGAAAGAGGUGGCCCAAAAGUUUCUCGCCGAUUUGGACGAGAAACAGCCACCCAACCAAGACCAACCUACCCAGGAGCAACCUGCCAAGGAGCAACCUACCAAGGAGCAACCUACCAAGGAGCAACCUACCCACCUGCCGCGUGUGAACGAGGUGGCCCAAGAGUUUCUCGCCGAUUUGGACGAGAAACAGCCACCCAACCAAGACCAACCUACCCAGGAGCAACCUAGCAAGGAGCAACCUACCAAGGAGCAACCUACCAAGGAGCAACCUACCCACCUGCCGCGUGUGAACGAGGUGGCCCAAGAGUUUCUCGCCGAUUUGGAUGAGAAACAGCCACCCAACCAAGACCAACCUACCCAGGAGCAACCUAGCAAGGAGCAACCUACCAAGGAGCAACCUACCCACCUGCCGCGUGUGAACGAGGUCCAAAAGUUUCUCGCCGAUUUGGACGAGGAGCGCAAGCGAUUGUCCGCGGAGUUUCCACUUUGCGCACUGCUAAUAGACGAGGCUGUGGACCGUGUCUACGGCACUGGUCAUAUUCCCGGCAAGGAGCGCUUUUCAGACGUGUACCAGCAGAAGCCGAUGAAGAUUACCCAAAAGGUCUUCGUGCCCGUUAAUCAGUUUCCCAAGUUCAACUUCGUUGGCAAGAUCCUCGGGCCCAAGGGGAACUCACUGCGUCGCCUUCAGGAGGAGAGCCAGUGCAAGAUUGCCAUUAAGGGUCGCAGUUCGAUCCGCGAUCGUAACAAAGAGGAGCAGCUGCGCAGCUCCGGCGACCGGAGAUAUGCCCAUCUUGAGAAGAAUCUCUUUCUGGAGGUCAGCACGGUGGCCCCUCCGGCGGAGUGCUAUGCCCGCAUAGCCUACGCCCUGGCCGAGAUCCGAAAGUAUCUUAUUCCAGACGAUAACGACGAGGUUUGGCACGAGCAGCAGCGCGAGCUGAUGGAAAUGAAUCCCGAGUUGGCCAAAAACACUAAAGGACUCAAUCUGCCUGCCUACAGAUCUGUCUUUGAAAAGAUGAUUGGAGGCAACAGAACUGGGGUUGUCAAGUACAACAACCUGAUUAAGCGAUAUAAGGAAAAUCCGCCCAAAUCUGUCUUCGACGAGACAUUUGGAGGCAACAGAACUGGGGUUCCCAAGUACAACAAACUGAUUAAGCGAGAUAAGGAAAAUCCGCCCGAAUCUGUCUUCGACGAGACAUUUGGAGGCAACAGAACUGGGGUUCCCAAGUACAACAAACUGAUUAAGCGAGAUAAGGAAAAUCCGCCCGAAGUCGCCGAUAUGGAGGAGGUGGCCUAUAAACAUCGUAUGCUCCCCAGUCGUCCGUCUAUGCGCUAUGAGAACAGAAUACCACGACCAUCAAUAAGAACCACAAACGCUGCGCCACUUAAACGUCCAUAUCCGUAUCCGACUGACGUGAAUCGUAUGCGCGAACCGCCCAUCAAGUCCUAUAAACCCAACCCAAUAUGGACUUAGGUUAUACAAUCCGUGGGAGCACAUAAAAAAUACUUAAAACAAGAAGAAAUCAGCAUUCAAAAUGAAGCCAUCAAUGAAUAAACAUUAACUUUCUAUGAAUUAUAAAAAACUAAUAAAAUAAAACGCAUUGCAAUCCAA
Messenger RNA from Drosophila mauritiana, 2321 nucleotides. Its product is annotated as ATP-dependent RNA helicase ddx46. Gene Ontology annotation, biological process: regulation of alternative mRNA splicing, via spliceosome. The transcript is spliced from 8 exons. Gene Ontology annotation, cellular component: nucleus. Gene Ontology annotation, molecular function: mRNA binding. Lineage: Eukaryota; Metazoa; Arthropoda; Insecta; Diptera; Drosophilidae. Bases 165 to 2183 code for a protein of 672 amino acids. The record is from RefSeq and is a predicted model, not a curated record.